This is a messenger RNA of Pieris napi, 2447 nucleotides long. Its product is annotated as optomotor-blind protein-like. Gene Ontology annotation, cellular component: nucleus. Gene Ontology annotation, biological process: cell fate specification; regulation of transcription by RNA polymerase II; positive regulation of DNA-templated transcription. The coding region runs from base 178 to 1800 and encodes 540 amino acids. NCBI's taxonomy places the organism in Eukaryota, Metazoa, Arthropoda, Insecta, Lepidoptera, Pieridae. Gene Ontology annotation, molecular function: RNA polymerase II cis-regulatory region sequence-specific DNA binding; DNA-binding transcription factor activity, RNA polymerase II-specific. The record is from RefSeq and is a predicted model, not a curated record. The transcript is spliced from 8 exons.
CUGCCGCGCGAGCGGGUGUCGCCAGUCGCCUGGAACGUGUCACAGUCGCGCCGCGAGUGUAUACGCGCGGGCCAGAGCGCGUUAUGGACGUUGCAUGAGCGGGCGCGAGUGCGACCGCUGGAGCCGACGGGCACGCCGGCCGUGGAGCGCUCGCCGUGGGCCCCGGGCGGCGCGGGCAUGCGCUUCGAGGGCGCGGAACGGCGCGACGCCGUUGCCUUCCAUCCGCUGCUGGCGCCGCGCCCGAGCGACUUCUCGGUGUCUGCCCUGCUGACGGCAGGGGCACUGCCACCGCCACCAUAUCUUCCCGCGGCGCUGGCCGCCGCCGCCGCGCUGUCCGGACCUUGUCCGCUGCUCAAGCCGCCGCCGCCGCCUUACGCACCGCUGCCUCCCGACGACGACGGCGUCGUCGACGACCCCAAAGUGACCCUCGAAGGCAAGGACCUCUGGGAGAAGUUUCACAAGCUCGGCACCGAAAUGGUGAUCACCAAAAGUGGCAGACAAAUGUUUCCACAAAUGAAGUUUCGAGUAUCCGGAUUGGAUGCGAAAGCGAAAUAUAUUUUACUACUGGACAUCGUUGCCGCAGACGACUACCGAUAUAAGUUUCACAACAGUCGGUGGAUGGUUGCCGGGAAAGCGGAUCCAGAAAUGCCAAAAAGGAUGUACAUACACCCAGAUUCGCCCUCAACGGGGGAGCAAUGGAUGCAGAAGGUCGUCUCCUUCCACAAAUUGAAGUUGACGAAUAACAUCAGCGACAAGCACGGUUUCGAGCUCAUCUAUAGCCAAAGUCAACGGAUGUUAUCCAAGUUGCUGUGGCCCAAUCCGUCACCUAGUGCGCCCAGAGACCCACACUCAGAUCAUUUGUGUGUUACGCAGACGAUCCUCAACUCGAUGCACAAGUACCAGCCCCGGUUCCACCUAGUGAGGGCCAACGACAUCUUGAAGCUGCCUUACUCCACCUUCAGGACCUACGUCUUCAAGGAGACGGAGUUCAUCGCGGUCACCGCCUAUCAGAAUGAAAAGAUAACACAACUGAAAAUCGACAAUAACCCUUUCGCAAAAGGGUUUAGAGACACAGGUGCGGGGAAAAGAGAAAAGAAUCUGUCUGUGUACCGCAGGCAAGCGUUGUUGACGGCGCGGUCUGAUCCCAGAGACGAUGACGAUGAGCGACCUCUGGACGUCGGAGGACCCUCCAGUCCGCCCCCUCCCGCACCUACCACGCAGCAUUCUACCAGCUCAUGGUUCACAUCGAGCGGUGGCGGUGGUGAUUCAGGCCCAGAAGAAGCCGGUUCCGACUCCUCAUGUUCAGGAGGGCCGCGAGCGCAGUCUCCUCCACCGGGACCUUCCCGGCCCUCCCCCGCUCCUGACGUGUCCCUCGGUCCACCUAUCCAACCUCCCCUUUUACCAUAUCUAUAUCCUCCUUCGUUAUAUCCCCCACCGUUCUUCCCGCCGCAUCAAAUGCCGCCAGGACUCCUGUUCAACCUUCACCCUCUCCUGCAGCAGUACUCUCUACCGCCUCCCCCCGCUCCUAAUCCCGCGCCGUCCCUGAGCAAAACGCACAGGUUCGCCCCCUACGCAUUACCGGGCCUGGGAUCAGCGUUCGAGCAAGUUGCGCCCCGAGCGAGGAGUUUGUCUUCGUCGCCUGCGCGGCCGCGAGUGGGCUCACCCCCGGCGAGAGCGGCGUCUGCUGAUCCACCACCGGAUGCCCCCACGUCCACGACGACCCCUAACACGCCCCCGGCGUCCGACCUAAAGAGCAUCGAGCGUAUGGUGAACGGCCUGGAUGUGGAGACUCAGGACUGACUCGCGACCAAGUCGUGACUGUGUACAUAGAGUGUAUUUAUAUGAUCCCCCAUGGGAUGUCGUUUUGUAUCGUUCCUAUUUUGUUUUUCUGUCGAGUUCUUAUCGGGUCGAUCGAAUGAUGUAAAUAGUUAAGCUUAUACAAUAGCUGGUUUAGUGUGGCUGUAUACACGAUGCUGGGGAACUUUCUUGGAUACGUUCAAAUAUUAACAAACAUUUAUUUCCCUGCAGAAUAAAGAAACAGAUUUCUAUUUUUACUUAAUCCCAUUGUUUUGACUAUUGUGUAGGAUUACAAGUAUCAUAUUUUUAUUCUCAUCACCGUGUAUACUGCUGAAAGGUCUUAGAUAUUAUGUUCGUCGAUGGACAGUCACGCCUGUACCUUACCCGCAGACCACCACGUGAAUAAUCGGUCAUAGCUUAGGUUUGCAAUGAAUACAAAGUGUCACUAUUAUCACGUUUUUUUAAAACUUUAUUUUUAACGUAAAGUAGCUUCAUAUAAUAAAUAUCCUUUUCAAUCUUACAUUUUGUAAAAGUCAUUAAUUACGCAGUUAUGUCGUAUUUAAUAGUCUUCUGAACUUCUUUGCUAGAAAGCAACCUUAUUUGAACUAUGGAAGUUAAAUAGAAACGCCUACUUGUUCUUUUAUUAAAGU